UGUUUGUGCGCGCUUUUACUAUCAUCUGCUGCGUUGGCUUCGCUUCACCGAUUUGUAUUACAAUGAGACGCUGAAACGUCUGGAGAAUAAGCCCCGAAAUCCACGGAUACGACGUUGCAUACUUUGUAUAUAUUACUUGAUUUUCGGAAUUUACGCGGCGAUUGUCAUAUUCUUCUUCUUGGGUGCCAGUAUCGGGGUCUGGCUAACCUCUGGCUUCGUCAACUCACUUAAAAUUAUCAGCCUAACAUACAUGUUCAUUAUGAACUCUAUAUAUUUUUCGACAUUUCUUACAAUUUCAUAUCAAAUCCAAAGAAAACGGACUAACAAGUUUUUGAAACAAUUUUUUAACGAACUUUUCGUAAUUCGACGAAAGAUCUCAGCGUUGACUGGAUGUCCUGCAAUCAUGGAGACUCACAUCAAGUUAUUGUUGUUACUUAAAAUAAUACUGAUUGUUUGGAUUUCAAUUAAAUCUUCAAAAAGAAUUCAUAUUUUAAGUAAUUAUAUAGCCUUUCCUCUUUUCGAACUCGCCUACAUUGCAAACUAUGUGAUCAUUAGAAAAUUGUUAAUUCUACACAAAGUAUUGCAGAAAUGGAUUAAACAACAAGAAGAUCAAUAUAGAGUCAAAUCUCAAUGCACAGCAUACUGCAAGAUGAGGAAUGAUCCGAUUUGUAAGGCAAUCUCUUUGUGGAGUCAAUCGGGUCAAAUGUUAACGAACUAUCUGAAACAUUUCAAUUGGUUUGAAAAACUGGUACUUAUUGAGAAUAUAUAUUGUGUCUAUUUGGCCAGUCAGUUUGUUGUGUGCUUAUUUUAUAAACAAUAUUAUAACGGUGCGCUGUUGCCAGAUACUUUAAACCAUAUUAUUAAUAUGCUCCUUAUUGGCAUGGUCAAUGACUCACUGAAGCAUGAGGAAGAUGCUUUGAACGACAUAUUGACGGUACUGGUCGCCAAAUUGUCACAUCAAGCAAUUCUGUGUAGCAAUUGUCGGAAACUUCUAAAAGCGAUCAAUUUUCACUUCUGUUGCCGGAAUCUGCGUCUCAAUGGGAUUUAUGUAUUAGGGUAUUAUUGGACCAGAGUAUUCGUUAUCGAUGUUAUCCAAAACGUAAUAUUAUUAGGAUUUAGUAUAACACAAUUUGAUUCAGAUAAAAUUUAUUUAUGUCAUGACGGCCCGGAACAUCACGUAUAUAGAUCUUAGACAAGCAGGAGAAUCUCAGUAGCUGUGGCUAAUUUUUUACCGAUAAUAUCGAUUAAAGUCUCAGAUGUUCUAAAGAAAGGAAUUAUUUCCUUCUUUCCUUUCCGAAAAUUGGUAAAAUUAGUAUAUUACU
Molecule: messenger RNA, 1322 nt
Organism: Zeugodacus cucurbitae (melon fly)
Lineage: Eukaryota; Metazoa; Arthropoda; Insecta; Diptera; Tephritidae
Exons: 2
Coding region: 251-1192 (313 amino acids)
Source: RefSeq, a predicted model, not a curated record